Messenger RNA from Jaculus jaculus (lesser Egyptian jerboa), 3432 nucleotides. RefSeq names its product repulsive guidance molecule BMP co-receptor a (gene Rgma). The transcript is spliced from 5 exons. NCBI's taxonomy places the organism in Eukaryota, Metazoa, Chordata, Mammalia, Rodentia, Dipodidae. Gene Ontology annotation, cellular component: plasma membrane. The coding region runs from base 197 to 1615 and encodes 472 amino acids. Gene Ontology annotation, molecular function: coreceptor activity. Gene Ontology annotation, biological process: BMP signaling pathway. The record is from RefSeq and is a predicted model, not a curated record.
GGCAGAAGCCCCGCGGCCCAGCACUCUCUGCCUCGAGGGUUUCCUCUAAGCUCGGCUGCGGCGGGAAGGGCGUGAGAUACAGCCUUUCUCCCCCAGAGCCUCCUGACUUGGAUCAGACUGUACUCAGGAGUGCAUUCGUGCACCGCGCCUGGAUUAACAUAGGGAGAGGCUAGUGGUAACAGGCCGAGCUGGAUGGAUGGGUAUGGGGAGAGGGGCAGGACGUUCAGCCCUGGGAUUCUGGCCGACCCUCGCCUUCCUUCUCUGCAGCUUCCCGGCAGGCAAGUCUGCCUGGCUGGCCACUGGUGGCCUUGGCAUGCUUUACAGAAGAAAUCCAGAAAGCCACACAAGGCAGAUUCCACCACAGUUCCCCAGGGACAAAAAUUUCGCCGUCUGUGAACCCAUUUCCGCGUGCAAGAUCCUUAAGUGCAACUCCGAGUUCUGGAGUGCCACGUCGGGCAGCCACAUCCCUGCUUCUGACGACGCGCCCGAGUUCUGCGCUGCCCUGCGUACCUACGCCCUGUGUACCCGGCGGACGGCCCGUACCUGCCGGGGCGACCUGGCCUACCACUCGGCGGUCCAUGGCAUAGAGGACCUCAUGAGUCAGCACAACUGCUCCAAGGACGGCCCCACCUCUCAGCCGCGCCUGCGCACACUCCCACCAGCCGGGGACAGCCAGGAGCGCUCGGACAGCCCCGAGAUCUGCCACUAUGAGAAGAGCUUCCACAAGCACUCGGCUGCCCCCAACUACACACACUGUGGCCUCUUUGGGGACCCACACCUCAGGACUUUCACAGACAGCUUCCAGACCUGCAAGGUGCAGGGCGCCUGGCCACUCAUCGACAAUAAUUACCUGAAUGUGCAGGUCACCAACACACCUGUGCUGCCGGGCUCUGCCGCCACUGCCACCAGCAAGCUCACCAUCAUCUUCAAGAAUUUCCAGGAGUGUGUGGAGCAGAAGGUAUACCAGGCUGAGAUGGAUGAGCUACCAGCUGCCUUUGCUGAUGGCUCCAAGAACGGUGGGGACAAACAUGGAGCCAACAGCCUGAAGAUCAUGGAGAAGGUUUCAGGACAGCAUGUGGAGAUCCAGGCCAAGUACAUCGGCACCACCAUUGUGGUUCGUCAGGUGGGCCGCUACCUGACCUUCGCGGUCCGCAUGCCUGAGGAAGUGGUCAACGCCGUGGAGGACCGGGACAGCCAGGGCCUCUACCUCUGCCUGCGGGGUUGUCCUGUCAACCAGCAGAUUGACUUCCAGGCCUUCCACGCCAAUGCCGAGGGCCCCCGCAGGCCAGCAGCCAGCAGCCCUUCCCCUGCGGCUCCCGAGACGUUCCCUUAUGAGACAGCUGUGGCUAAGUGCAAGGAGAAGCUCCCCGUGGAGGACCUGUACUACCAGGCCUGUGUCUUCGACCUCCUCACCACCGGUGACGUGAACUUCACACUGGCCGCCUACUAUGCCUUGGAGGAUGGCAAGAUGCUCCACUCCAACAAGGACAAACUGCACCUGUUUGAAAGGACUCGGGAGCUGCCAGGCACAGUGGCCAUGGCGACACUGUGCCCAGCCCCCCAGCUGCUCCUUGGCAUCCUCACACUCCUCAGCCUGCUGCCUGUGUUUUGGUAGGCACUGUCCAUGGAGAAUGCAGAGGGAGGUGUGAUCCAACCCUGCCCCCAGUCCCGGGCUUUGGCCCUUGGCUCCGCCUCUGCCUGAGGGCUAGAUAUCCCAUCAGGAUACAGACCAGCGGGUACACUUCCUGUGGCCCAGCCAUCUCUGCACCCUGCAGAAGUGGCCAUCGUCUGGUGGCCCAGGGAGGCCUCCUCAGAUCCACCCUCAGAGGUCUCUGGCUGAGGCUCAGGGCUUGGAGCAGCCCUCCCCUCUCUCUAGUGCUCGUGACAAGGUUGUGGUGAUUGGUUCUGUGAUGUUCGUGACAGUAGAGCCUGUGAGAGGGAGAACAGCUCCCCUCCACCCUGCCCCUGCCGUGUGAAUGUGCAACCAGAGCCCCCUAGGCUGAAGCCCCACCCCCCACACACACCAGAGAGACACUGGGAAUGUCAGCGUCAGCUCCUUCCACCCCCUCACGAUGCACUGAGACAGGCCCAGCUGACUGCCGCACACCAACUUGUGGGGCCUCCUGCGCCCACCCUUCUACCCACCCACACGCACGCACGCACGCACACACUCUUAUAAGACCACACUGGUGCACACUAAGCCCAUGGGGACACCCUGGUCAGGCUGCUGUCUCAGUGGGACUAAGGACUGCACAAGGCUCUUUCCUUAGGCGAGACCCCUAACUGUAGGAUACUUCCAAAGGGCACUGCUGGGCAUCUUUAGCAAAUGUAUGUUACCUUGUAGUCAGUAGGCUGUGUCCUCCUCGUUCCUUCCCACCUUAAUGCCUUCAUGAAGCUGGGCAGAGACCUCAUCCAGUUGCUGUGAGUAUGAGUUCCAGGCCCAGAAGCCCCACAGCUGGAGGGAGGAUGCAUGUUGGCCUCUGGACUGAGCAGUGCAACUCAUGGGCUCCAGUACCCAUCUCUCACUUUGCCCUCCGCCCUUUGAGGCCCCACUGUGCUUAGGAAAUCAAAGUGCUUGGUUCUUAAAGUCUAAACAGAAGCCAUCCCCCAGAUUCUGUUUCCUCCCCACCAGCAGAUGGAAGCGUCCCAGCAGGGGCUUCAGGGCCACAGGAUGUGAGCAGGAGACCUAGUAGAUAGGGCCAGCUGGCCUGCCCAUUCCUCUGAUCUCUCCUCACUUACAUUCCUCCACCCCAGAUAUCCCUGGCUGCUGGUGAGUGGCCCCACUGCCUGUCCUGGCCCUCUUGUCUGGAUUCCCAGGAGAGGAACAGGGUCUGAGAGGCCUCAUCCUCCCCUGGCAGAAUCUCUUCCCGUAAGGUCCUCCUUUGUCUGUGGCCAUAUGGCCAAAGACUUGCUACUGGCAGCCCAGCUCCCUGUCUUUCAGCCCAGGCUGAGUGCCUGUCCACAGAGCCCAGAACCAGUCCCAUCCCUGCUGCUGUUCCCGAGGCCCCCAGGGACCAGCCACCUCACCUGCAACCCAACCCGUCCCCACUCAGCAUCCCAGUAGCCCACUGGCUGCUCCCCAAGGACCUCUCAUACACUGGCCAGGAGGCUACAGAACAUGCCUCUCCCCUCCCUCCCUGAGGUCCUGCCCCCCCAGCCGAAACCACAUGGGUGGCUGAGAGGGGCUCAGCCCAGCCCCUCCCCCUCCCUGCUGGUUGGUUUUAGAUAUCCCUAUGUUGGAAGUAAAAAAGUUGAAGCACUUUAUUUUGGUUGUGUUUGAUCACAUUCUGCUUGGAAGUGGGGACCCCUCACUGCGUCCAUGUGUCUGCGACCUGUGUGGAGUGUCACCGCGUGUACAUACUGUAAAUUAUUUAUUAAUGGCUAAAUGCAAGUAAAGUUUGUUUUUGUUUUGUUUUGUUAUUUUCUUUUUGA